AUCAUGUCAGGCGUGUGGGUGUUCAAGAACGGAGUGAUAAGGCUUGUGGAGAACCCUAACCAGUCAGGAGCCGACACACACAGCCGAAGGAAAGUGAUGGUCUAUUUACCGACAGGAGAAGUGGUCUCAUCUUACUCGACGCUCGGACAGAUCCUCCAGGGUCUUGGGUGGGAGAGAUACUUUGGCGGUGGCGACGCAGACCUCCUCCAAUUCCACAAACGCUCAUCCAUUGAUCUCAUCUCUCUUCCUAAAGAUUUCACCAAAUUCAAUUCCGUUUACAUGUACGAUAUCGUCGUCAAGAACCCUAACUACUUUCACGUCCGAGACUCCCAUUGAAACUUUUUUUUUUGUUUUUUGUGUUUUGUGUGUGUGUUGUUUGGUUUAACAAUUUGGUGUUUUUUUUUGGGUUUCUAUUUUUAGUUGCAUGUGCAUGUUUUA
Molecule: messenger RNA, 438 nt
Organism: Eutrema salsugineum
Lineage: Eukaryota; Viridiplantae; Streptophyta; Magnoliopsida; Brassicales; Brassicaceae
Product: flowering-promoting factor 1
Exons: 1
Coding region: 4-336 (110 amino acids)
Biological process (GO): regulation of flower development; vegetative to reproductive phase transition of meristem
Source: RefSeq, a predicted model, not a curated record